Messenger RNA from Cyprinodon tularosa, 7477 nucleotides. RefSeq names its product FERM and PDZ domain-containing protein 4-like. Gene Ontology annotation, biological process: signal transduction. Lineage: Eukaryota; Metazoa; Chordata; Actinopteri; Cyprinodontiformes; Cyprinodontidae. The record is from RefSeq and is a predicted model, not a curated record. The coding region runs from base 473 to 6376 and encodes 1967 amino acids. Gene Ontology annotation, cellular component: cytoskeleton. Gene Ontology annotation, molecular function: protein binding. The transcript is spliced from 16 exons.
CAGAGCAGCAGCACAAUGACAAAUACAGAUGAAUGUCUGGCAGCACACAAGGGAUCUGUAUCACCGUUAACACUACGGACACUGGAUAUAUGGAACACAGAGCCUCUGAUUGGGAUUCGGGAAAAAGGGUGGAUCUGUCAGUUCACCCCCAUUCCCCCCUUUUUUUUCUUUUUUUUUUAUUCGUAUCACUUAAGAUGAGACGAAACCUAAGCUUCCAAGAAAAAUCUAGGGAUUGCAAGCGAAUGAAGCAAAUCUAACAGUGGUGCUUUCAGGAAUGUCCUGAUUUUUUGCCGUUGUACUUUUGUUUUUUCAUUCAUGGAAAUAUGGGAAUAUCACUGUUUUCUACACAACCAAUACCAAAUUUCUUUCAUUUUUUUUUAUUCUAUCAGAUUUGAUAUACAAGGGGACCCGUAUUUUGUUUUGAUUUAGGACUUAAUCUUCUAAAUACUGAAAGAAAUGGUAUGACAGAGAGAUGCAUCCAACCCAUCAACAGCACAAUGUGGGAAUAAGCCAGCUGGAUUAUUAUGUCGAUGAUGCAAAUUUAUACCACAAGAAUAAGACAUCAGGCUGGCCGCCUCCCGGUCAAGGCUCCUGGGGAGGUCUGCAGGGGCCCCCAUACAGCUGGGACAGCAUGAGCAACACCAGGGAUGGCCGGGACUUCUUAACCAACCAAGGGUCCCAGAGCAGCUCCCUGGAGGAGGUCCACCUCGAUGGUCUCCCUCCCGCUCCUCGUCUGGUGGAGAUGAGAAGGGAUCCGGUCCUAGGCUUUGGCUUCGUGGCUGGCAGUGAGAAACCUGUGGUGGUCCGUUCUGUCACACCUGGUGGUCCAUCUGAGGGGAAGCUGCUGCCAGGCGAUGAGAUUAUCAUGAUCAACGAUGAGCCAGUCAGCUCAGCCCCCAGGGAACGAGUCAUCGAUCUCGUCAGGAGCUGCAAAGAGUCCAUUAUGCUGACUGUUGUUCAACCAUAUCCAUCUCCUAAAUCAGCGUUCAUCAGUGCAGCCAAAAAAGCCAUGCUGAAGUCCAAUCCGGUCAAAGUGCGCUUUGCUGAGGAGGUCAUUAUAAACGGCCAGGUCCCGAAUCCGGUGAAGGAUAACUCUUUACUAUUCAUGCCAAAUGUCCUGAAGGUCUACCUGGAAAACGGGCAGACAAAGUCUUUUCGAUUCGACAGCAGUACCUCCAUCAAGGAGGUGAUUCUGACCCUGCAGGAGAAGCUGUCCAUCCGCUGCAUCGAGCACUUCUCUCUAGUGUUGGAGGAGAGAACUGAAGGUUCUGGAAGCAAACUGCUUCUCCUGCAUGAGCAGGAGAUGCUUACUCAGGUUACCCAGAGGCCUGGUUCUAACAGGAUGAAGUGUUUCUUUAGAAUAAGCUUCAUGCCGAGGGACCCAGUGGAGCUGCUCCGUCGGGAUGCUGUUGCGUUUGAAUACCUCUAUGUACAAUGUUGUAAUGACGUGGUCUUGGAGCGCUUCGGCCCAGAGCUUAAGUACGAUGCUGCUCUGCGACUGGCUGCUUUGCAGAUGUACAUCCUCUCCAUGACGGCCAGACAGAGUCAAAAGGUUUCUUUGAAAUAUAUCCAAAAGGAGUGGGGUCUGCCACUGUUCCUGCCUCCAACUGUGCUGUCCAGCAUGAAGGAGAAAAACAUCAAGAAGGCUCUGACGCACAUCCUGAAAACCAACCAGAACCUUGUGCCUCUGGGGAAAAAACUAACUGCAUUGCAGGCCAAGGUGCAUUACCUGAGGUACAUCAGUGAGCUCAAACUAUAUGGAGGAAGAGAGUUUAAAUCGAUACUUUUGCAGGGAGAGAAACAGACAGAGGUGAUGCUGUUAGUGGGCCCGCGAUAUGGAAUCAGUCAUGUAAUUAAUGCCCGGACCAACCUUGUAGCCCUGUUGGCCGAUUUCAGCCACGUUAACCGCAUUGAGAUUCUUACUGAGGACGAGAUGAACGUCCGGCUGGAACUUCAUGUCCUGGAUGUUAGGCCCAUCACACUAAUCAUGGAGUCAAGUGAUGCAAUGAACCUUGCUUGCCUAACAGCUGGCUACUACCGCCUCCUAGUGGAUUCCCGUAGAUCUAUUUUCAACAUGGCCAACUGCAAUAACAUAGCAGAGGAUGACACUGGUCAGGAUCGUGUCCUUGAGUGGCCAUACAGCACAUCUUUUGGGGAAAAUGAAGAGCCAGCACAGGGGUCUGUCUAUAACAGGAACUAUUCAGACAAUGGGCAGAGGGAAAACAGCAUUUCUCCUUACUUUAAUGAGCCCCAAAAUCUUGAUAGCGACCUAGGGAAGAGAAGAAGUCCGGUUCCCCCUCCUCUUCCCCCUGCAACCAGGCACAAAACUCAGGACUCUCCUCGGAGUGCCAAAGUUUCAUUUAUUUUUGGAGGUAACCCACCGUUGAACAGAGCAAGGAACUAUGAAGCACUGCCAGAGAGCCCUGAGUCCUCCGAGCUCUUCCAGUUCAGUGAGCUAACGCACAUCUAUAGCAACAUUAUAACGGAGGAAGGUGGUGAGGAGCCUGUGCUUAGGGAGCUGUUUAAUCGAGACGCAACAGACGAUGCAGAGGAUGAUGAGGAUGCUUCCUGUGAGGAAGACUCCACAGGGGGGACUCCAGUUGGUGAUAACAGGGAAGGUGGACUGAACUGUGACAGCCAAGGAGCACGGUUGCCCACAGCAGCUGGCAAAGCCACUUUUCUUAACCUCUCUGGGUCCACGGAUGAUAUCAUCGACCUCACAUCACUGCCACCUCCCGAAGGAGACGACGGGGUCAACGACGAUGAGGACGACUCCCUGUUGCAGACCCUGAACCUUGCAAUCGCAGCGCCACCACCAGGCUUUCGGGACAGCAUAGAUGAGGACACAGCCCCAGAGGGACGGCCUCUAAGCACAUGUAGUAAUGAUGACAUCCCUGUAUCGCUAAUCGAUGCCGUUCCAACACAUGGGGAGGAAGAAGGAAGCAGAGGAGGGCAGAGUAGGUUAGAAAAUGCUGUUGUGAAUUCGUUACAAGCACUGGCGGAUCUAUCAGUCUCUGAGCGGAGACCUCAUCGCCCACCACCCAGAAGUAACAACACAGGUAUGUGCACAUCUCAAGGAUUUAGCCCAGAGUCCUCAUCCGAUUCUGGCAAUGAGACCAACUCUUCUGAGAUGACUGAAAUAUCUGAACUAGCCGCUACUCAUAGACUUAAUGAGAGCCACAUGCGUUUGCUUGUAGCCACAACAGAAGGAUACCAACCUUUACUUGAAGAGAAAACUGAAUUUCCAGUCUCACCUAAUUCAUGCGCCAAUGUAGAAAAGAAACCCCGCAGCCCGACACGACACCUUCAGCCUCCAGCAGUUCCUCCAAGACGUAGCCCCCAGCUGGACCUUACAUCAUCGGGGCUGGACAGAUUGGAGGUGAAAUCCCAAAAUACUCUCUCGGUUACUCUCCAGCAUCCCAGUUCAACAACACCAGGAGGUAAACACCAGAAAAAAUCAGCACACUCCAGUGGAAAGUACAACACCUUCAGUACCAGGGAAGGUUUUCGAAGUGAGAUUAAUAGCAGGCGCAGCUAUCUUGAUUUAAACCAACGCACUUCAUUUAUUGAGCAAGAAGAAGGUCAGAGGGGACAGAAUUCCUUUUUCACCUCUUCCUCUGUAACCGAGGGCACUGUAGCAACAAGCCCGGCUCGAGACCCUCGAAAUAAUCUUCGCCCAUCUUCGGCUGUUUCUGAUCGGUUCUUAGAGGUUGUUAACAUGGGCGGUUGUGAUGCAGGCAACGGAGCUACGACUGCUGAGCAGGAUGAACACUUGGUUGUAGCAUCCUUACUGUCACCGAGCAAGCAAUCCAGAUCAGGAGGUUCUGAACAAGGAUCGGAUACACAAAGUGACCAUCAGCCAAUUUCAAGACAACAGAGUGUUGCACGGUUGUGUGAGUACCACCUGGCAAAAAGGAUUUCAAAUUUGCAAGGAGAAGCUCACAGUUCACUUCAGGGCUCCUUGUGCUCAUCACUUGAUGCAGGUGGCAGCACAAAUAGCAGUGCCUGUGCAACACCAAAUGACUCCCCCCUUGGCCCCGGUGCAAUUGAGUCCAAGCACAAUCGCUUGCAAAAGCACCAUCUUUCGAGCUCUUCCUCUUCCCUGCUUAGAGUGCUAAACAACGAAGACAGCAAUUCUGGAGUCCCAGUAGGAUUCCAAAGCCAAAACACUCAAAGCAAAGACCCUCAUCCUCAUGCAGACCCCAACCUCCUUCGAAAAAUGCUGCCCAACAUCCAUCCCCCAUUUGCUGGGGGGGAAACAAGCCGACCUUCCUCAGCAACUCCUUCCAAACACAAGGAGAUAACAGGAAAUAAGAAGCAUCCAAACGACAUCCAUGUUAAACAGCAACCUAGUUUUAAGGGCCUUAACCCAAAGGAAGGCAGUGAGGCCUACAGACAACUGAUAAACUAUCUCACAGUAAGUCAAAUGCAUCAGGGGGGUAAAUUACAUAGUGCGGGUAUGGGAGGGGCAGUUAAAAAAGACAGCAGACGUUUUAUUACAAGCAACCCUCAGUUAAUUGAAAUGGUUAAGGGUAGAGGUAGUACCACUGCUCGCUGUCCAUGUAUGCCUUCCUCUCUCUCAUCCCCAUUUCUCAGCCCUAAUACUGCAACUUCUCAUUCAGCAACAAUGCAAUUAGCAAAUAAAGAUGCAAGGUCCUACCUUUCAGCCACACUUCCUGCCAAACUGAAGAGAAGCCCUGAUAUGCAUGUACAAAGACUGAAUGAUAGUUUGGACUUCAGGAGAGCUCCAACUGAAAGAAGGAGCUCCUUUUCUGGUCUGGAAAGUGAGCUGGGCAGGGAGGGUAUUGAUCCAGAACAUUUUCUCUUUCAAUGUAAAAAACAAGAGCAUAUGAACCGUAAUAAUCGCCCUCCACCUCGUUCAAGAAGCCAACCAAGUGGCACCACAGAAGACUGGUUCAAACCAGACUCGAGGUCAAAACAUGCAGGUUUUUAUUCUCCUCAAAAACCUAAUGACUCUUUUUCUUGUUCAACUGCACCCAGUUUGAGUGGUCAACGUGCAGAGCUCAAUGCUCUCUCACUAGGGCGUGGCGAUUAUCCAUCAGCUUUCAUUCGACAGACAUCUAGUCGGACUAGAACAACCAUAUCAUCUCCAACACCACAAUCUCCACCUCCUCCUCCACCACCUCUGCCACCACCCCUUCCUUCAUCUCUCCCAGUACAAGUGAACUCUAGCGCUAGCAACUCAGGAUGUCCACAAGAUUCACUUCAUUCCAUCCAGUUGCGGCAGAAUCAGAACCAUAUUCAGUCUGUUGCUCCAACCCUGUCCCAGACGGAACCCUUAAGCAGUAGCAUGCAACGAGGAAGAGAUCUCAAGCGCAGCUCAAGCAAUGUGACUGCUAGUUCUGGAAGUGUUGAGGCUUUAUUUGAUAAGCCCAUACGAAGCCGCAGCCAGCAGCCCUUGUCAGCACCUAUGUCUCAACAAAGUGAGAGCAAAGUCCAACGUAGACAAGCUAGAAAAAGGCUAUCCAAGAGCUAUUCACAAGGAUCUGUAUCCUCACAUGCAACAUGUUGGUCUACAGGCAGCGGGGUAGAUAGUAGAAGGUCAUCUGUUGCAUUUCCAUUACAAAAAGACUCUAAACAUACAAAGGGCUCUCAAAAACUGGACACCAGUCCCUGGAGAUGCAACGGCCCCUUCAGUUACUGUUUCUUUAAACGUAAGACUGAGGGAGAAGAUGAUGAAAUUGAGUGGGACAGGCCUAGAAGAAGUCGUGUUGGGGGUAAUUUUGACAAUAAUGGUGCUGUUGCAUCAGCUAUAACCCCCUAUGGAUCAUCGAUGGAUGAGCAGCUAUAUGGAGAGGUGCUUGAUAAUAUGAGCUUUAGUGACCGUUUGGCGAGAAUCAAUUCUCUCAAGGACCGCAUGUACAGCUUUCCAUGUGGCUUUAACGACGUCCGUCGAGAUGCCAAUGAGCUCAUUGCACUGGUGAGAUCCAGUGUAGGUCGUUGUGACCGUGGCAUCCAGAUGCCUAUACAAGAUGUUUCCCAGUACAAGCAGCUUCUUUCUGUUGAGUCAAAAGAGUUAGGCCGGGCUUGCCGGAAAAUGGCACAAGCCCAUAGUAGUCCUGAUGAAAUGCUGCUAGCUGUUACAUGUAGCUUUCAGGUGCUAUGCUGUCUGUGUGAAGCUUGUAUGUGUCUAGUUAGGGGACUUGGAGCCUCGGCAUCACAGCAGCAAAGAGAAGUUGUAGCAAAAGUUGAUGAGGUUGUUAUGAACUAUAUUUGUUUGCUCAAAGCAGCCGAAGCUGCAACUGUUGGGGCUCCAGGGGAGCACAGUGUUGAUGCCCUGGUUCGCCACUCCAGUACCAUGUCAGCUAUUGCUAACGCACUCACCCGCUCCCUUAAAACGCUGCUAAGCAAGUAGAGGCUAUUUCCAAUGCUUUAUAGUAUGGCCUAUGCAGUCAGUAGAAGUCUGUCUUUAGACAUCUUACUGUUUUUGAGUUAUCUGAAAGAGUCAGAUGUUUUCCUGUUGUGUUUAAAUGUUUUUUAUGUCUAAAAAUAUAUUUAUUGCAGUUAUACUUAAAGUUAAAAUGACAUAUUAUUAAAAAUGCUUACAGAGAGUAAAUACUUUUACUGCUGAAAUUGUUGUAAUGUAAAUUUCAAAGCCAUACUGUUAGAAACCUUUGUACUAAAUGUACCUAGUAGAUACUAUACCCUUUUACUUGUGCAUUAUGUAACUUAUUCAAAAUGUAUAUAAUGUAUAAUGAUACUAUAUAAUUGUAUAAUUUGAAGGAGCACUUUUUUGAAGAGCAGGAAGGCAUUGAGAACUCUGCUUGAAAUAAUUUAUUUUGCAAGAUUGAUGGAAAGUCACUUUACGUUGAGUCAUGUAAAGUUUUAAUAGAAAUAUAUAUAACUAUAAGAAAAGCAAUUUCAGCUGUAAGCAAAAUGUAUACUUGUCAGACAACUAGAAAAAGAUAUAGCAUUGAAUUGGUUCACCUUUUCUUGUUUGAAUAGACAAAAAUAAUGUACUCAGUAAAAACCUAAAUUAUUCUCAGAGCAUUGCUUAACGUUUUCAUAUUUUGUAUUGUCUGAUUAGAAUAUGUGGAAUUUCAUUCAAAGCUGAAUAUUUAAAACUAUAAAAUUUAAAUAUUUGCAAAUUUGUAGCAAUAUUUUUGACUGAUCUUUAAACAAAGGUUAUUUAUUUUCAUUUUUUAAAUCAAUAUGUUGUUUUAGAUGGGGGUCUUCUUAAAUUAUGUGUUACUGCAUAUGAUGAAUUUAGAUAUUUUUUUUGGUAAACAAGAUGUUAUUUUAACUUUUUUUGUUGUUUUUGCAAUAAUCCACCCUAUUAAAAGACAUUUUACAAGUGUACACAUUUUUGUCUAUUGUCUUUAAAUCUGAUGUAAUAUUUUGCAAACUUCUAUGUUGUUGCCUUUUUUUAUAUAACUUUUUUUAUUUUUCUGUAUUCUGAUUUAAAAUAUUUUUCUUGUCACUGUUGUAAAGGACAGACAUAAAAGCUAAGACUUUG